CAGAGAAGCGAGUGCGCAGCUCCCGCCCGCACGUCCCGCACGAGCAGAAACCCGAGAGCUGUUCUUUUUAUUUUCUCUCCGCGGUGAGGACAAUCUCCAUGGAGCUGCUUGGAUAAUCCCCCCCCUUUUUUGUGCUUUUUCUUAUUUUUGUAAUUUUACAUUUUUUGGGGUUUUAUUUCCCGCGGAUUACUGCUUUUACGCGCGCGCUCUCUCUCUCUUUCUCUCUCUUGUCUUUCGGCGCUCCAGGACCAUGAAGUGAUCCGGAGGAGGUCCAGUCCCUCAUCAUGUAUUCCCCGAUUUGUCUAACUCAGGAUGAGUUCCAUCCCUUCAUCGAGGCACUUCUCCCCCACGUCCGGGCCAUCGCCUACACGUGGUUCAACCUCCAGGCCCGCAAGCGCAAGUACUUCAAGAAGCACGAGAAGCGGAUGUCCAAGGACGAGGAGCGCGCCGUGAAGGACGAGCUCCUGAGCGAGAAGCCCGAGAUCAAGCAGAAGUGGGCGUCCAGGCUGCUGGCCAAGCUGCGCAAGGACAUCCGGCAGGAGUACCGGGAGGACUUCGUCCUCAGCGUGACGGGGAAGAAGCCCCCGUGCUGCGUGCUCUCCAACCCGGACCAGAAGGGCAAGAUCCGCCGAAUCGACUGCUUACGGCAGGCCGACAAAGUUUGGCGUCUGGACCUGGUGAUGGUCAUCCUCUUCAAAGGCAUCCCUCUGGAAAGUACGGACGGCGAGCGGCUCGUCAAGUCUCCACAUUGCACCAACCCCGCACUUUGUGUCCAGCCGCACCACAUAACCGUGUCGGUCAAGGAGCUGGACUUGUUUCUAGCGUACUACGUCCAGGACCAAGUCUACUUGGAAGACAGUUUCAUCAAAUCAGGAGUCUUCAGUGUUGCAGAGCUGGUGCGAGUGUCCAGAAUGCCCAUCACCCACGGCGCAGCGGUACCCUUCUCCAUGGCCGACAUGCCGGGACAACCCUACUAUCAUGACCUGAACUCCAGCGUGGGACUGCACCGCUCCCUGUCCUCCCCUCCUGGCAGCAAAAGGCCUAAAACGGUCAGCUUGGAUGAGAACAUGGACACCAGCCCGACAGGACCCGACUUCUACUCGUCACCCAGCUCACCAGCAAGCAGCCGGGCAAACUGGCACGACAGAGACGGAGCCAUGUCUUCGCCCACCAUGAAGAAGCCCGAGAAGCCGCUGUUCAGCCCCACGUCCCCGCAGGACUCCUCACCACGACUCAGCACUUUCUCUCAGUCUCAUCACCCAGGCCUAACAGGUGUGGGACACAGUGUUAUAUCGACAAGGAGCCCCCCUCCUCACUCGCCCCUGCAGUUCUCGGCCUCGGCCAUCUUGCCGCCGGCGCCGUCGCCCUACUUCUCGCACACCACCAUCCGCUAUCCGCCUCACCUCAACCCUGCUGAUCCCCUCAAGAGCUACGUGCCGUCGUACGACCCGUCCAGCCCGCAGAGCAUCCAGCCUAACAGCAGUGGUCAAGGGGUUGGAAAGGUCCCGGGCCACUUCGCCCCAGUUCUGGCUCCAUCUCCACACCACGGCGCCGUGCGACCGGUCACGCUCUCCAUGCCCGACACCAAGCCCAUCACCACGUCGACAGAAGGCUACUCGACUCCUGGCACCCCAACGGCUAACCGCUUCGUCGGCCUGAGCCCUAGAGAUCCUGCCUUUCUCCACCAGCAACAGCUGAGGAAGUGUGACUGGAGCGUGACUCAAAACGGCAGGCAUUAUGGCCCCAGUGCCACUGACGACACUUUGGGGAUUACUUGGCAAAGUCCUGGUACCUGGGCGAGCUUAGUUCCAUUCCAAGUGUCGAACGGGACUCCGAUUCUGCCAACAAAUGUCCACCAGAACUACAGCAUAAACAUCAUUGGUGAGCCGCUGGUCCCCGCCGAGACCGGGAACUGAGCCUGCAGAGACCGGACGACCCCACCUCCCCCGCUCCACCUCUCAGGGUGGAAGGUGCGGUACUGAGCUAGCGCCGCCGGUGUCCGCAGCCACGGAUGAAACCAGCAAAAGCAGCAGGUGCUGCUAAAAAAAUAAAAAAAAAACUGCCCCCUUAAUCCCAGUCUCACCUCUUCCACGCUCUCCCCGGCCUCUUCACUCCCACUCCUUCCUCCUGACGAUGGACACGGGCGCUGAAGUGAAGAUGAGGGACGGCUCAGAGGAAAGACGCUUCAGGUCUGCCGUCUUCUUGCAAUCACCCACCAGUCAGUUUCAGAACUCUUUCAAUCCAUCUAAAUACUGUGAUGUAUAGAUGCCUUAAUGUUUUAUUGCAUGACAUUCUAGACUCUUAGCAGUACUAUUUUUCCACGCUGGAGGAAGACGUAUAACCUACAUUUAAACACACUCAACACUAGGGGGGUCUGCAGAUUGACACCUGCCUGGUCGACGACUCAAAGACUCCGAUCUCUUGAAAAGAGACUCCCCCACCCCCUACGCGGAACGAUUCACUGUGUACACCGUAGGAACAAAAAAAACUUGUGAAUUCAGAGUGUUUCUUCUUCCGUUUUGAUUUCAGUUUACUGUGAGACGGCUUUCAUCUUUUAAUUUGUCGUUUAUUCUUUACUGCUACUUCGAGAAUUAACACUUAACAGCAAGAGUUGAGAACUCUUGAUGCAGUUUUCAAAAAACACUAAAACGCUAGGCUUGAGAUUGGACCCCUCCUUUAAAAGAAAAAAAUAAUCCUUUUCAAAAGGAAUGUAAUAUUAAAAGAGGAAGACGUAAAUUGCGACAGAGGCAAGUGCAAUUGAAUUUUUAUUUUUUUUUUGAAGGGAAGCUAUCAGUCUGACUGCCCUGAGACUCUAAAGGAAGGGGGAUAAUUAUGAGAUGUUUAAGAAAACAUUUGAAUUUGAUUUCCGUCACAUAUCCAUCUCUUUGCAUGAGGAUGAGGCAGUUGAAGGCAAGCAUAAAUCUACCUGUGCAGAGCUGAGCAAAACCAGCACCUAAUUUGAGCCCUUCCCAUCAAUAUGGGGAGAUUUUUAUUUCUUGUUUUUUACGUGUGUGUGUGUGUGUGUGUGUGCACAUUUGUUUGUGUGUGGGAGUUACCAACCUGGAAUAUGUCAAGAAAUUGAUGUUGCAUUUGGCUAUCAGCUUGUAAAGCGAAUCUUUGCAAAAACAAACAAACAAAAAAAGUUGAAAGGAUAGUUGAGAUAUUUUUAAGUGGGCUUCUUGUUGUAAAUAGCUCUUUGAACAACGUCUGUGACAAGCUAUCAGACGAAAUUACCCGCUGCCGUCUUUAAACAGUUCCAGUCUCAAAACUUUCAUAGUAGUUUUUGUAAACGAUAUAUUUUUUAAAAACUGAUUUCCAAACAUUUUCUGGAAGUCUCGCAACCACAUCUAUCUACACAUGUUGCUAAUAAGUCAGUUAAUUAUGGAGAUGAGAGGAAAAAACAUCAGCUGUAAAGUUAUUUUUACACAUUCAACAGGGGUGCCACUAAGGGGGUGCCAGGGGGGGCAAUGGUCUCCCCUUAAAAAAUAUUGGUGCCCCCCCCUACUGACCACCUUGGCUACAGUUUACAGGCUCUUGAGUAGGGCUGGACAAUAUUUCGAUAUAUAUCACAAUAUACUUUUAUUCAAUAAAGGUGAUAUGAGUUUUAAGCACACUUUCGAUAUUUCGAUAAACAUUACGCUACGAUUACAGCGUUUCACUGACGCAUUUCGUUUUCUGUUCAGUUUGAAGCGGUCGCUUCAACCCGAACAGGAAAAAGCCGCGACACAACUACGUAAGUGCGUGGUGACGUAUGCCACACAGCUCAAGUCCAGAAGGAGUCAGCGGUAGC
This is a messenger RNA of Nematolebias whitei (Rio pearlfish), 3790 nucleotides long. Its product is annotated as nuclear factor 1 B-type. Gene Ontology annotation, molecular function: RNA polymerase II cis-regulatory region sequence-specific DNA binding; DNA-binding transcription factor activity, RNA polymerase II-specific. The record is from RefSeq and is a predicted model, not a curated record. Gene Ontology annotation, biological process: regulation of transcription by RNA polymerase II. Gene Ontology annotation, cellular component: nucleus. NCBI's taxonomy places the organism in Eukaryota, Metazoa, Chordata, Actinopteri, Cyprinodontiformes, Rivulidae.